Messenger RNA from Papilio polytes (common Mormon), 2730 nucleotides. Its product is annotated as homeobox protein Hox-A1-like. The record is from RefSeq and is a predicted model, not a curated record. The transcript has 2 exons. Gene Ontology annotation, cellular component: nucleus. Gene Ontology annotation, molecular function: RNA polymerase II cis-regulatory region sequence-specific DNA binding; DNA-binding transcription factor activity, RNA polymerase II-specific. The coding region runs from base 301 to 1314 and encodes 337 amino acids. NCBI's taxonomy places the organism in Eukaryota, Metazoa, Arthropoda, Insecta, Lepidoptera, Papilionidae. Gene Ontology annotation, biological process: regulation of transcription by RNA polymerase II.
UGUCCACAAUCACGGUCGCCUCGCCGCCGCGCUCCAUUUUAAAACACUUAAAUCCAUUAACAAAACUCGGUCGUGGAAAGCCGUAACCGGCGCGUCAUCCGGUUAUCGCGGCGUAUCUAUACCUCUAUAUCGUCUCCGUCGGUCCGCGGGCUGAGACCGCGUAACAGUGGAAUGGAAGAUUCGAAGUUUUGGCGUGAUUAGGAUAAAUAGUGUUGCGCGUGGCGAGGCGAAACGGCGCGCUCAGUGCGGCGGGAGUCGCGCCGGCGACGUGCGCGGUGACGGCGCAUCGGCACAUCCGACAUGAUGACCAUGGAUGUGGGCCUAUACGGCGAGCAGCAGGGCUGCGGCGAGUACUACCCGCCGCCCUGCCAGUACGACUGCCACGAGGGCUACUACGACCAGCAGCAGUACUACGAGCCCGCACCGCCGGCGCCACUAGACACUCCGCCCGUCAUCAGCACAGACGCCGGACUCUGUUACACCAACCUGGACUAUGGCGAGCUGCAGCACGCGUAUCCCGCGCCGCCUCUCGCCCCGCACGCGCCCCUCACGCCCCACACGCCGCACACGCCCCACACGCCCCACAUGCCCCUCGUGCACAGGGAUGAGCACAAACUGGACGGGCACUACCUGGAGACGAAGUACAACAUGCACUUCGUGGAGGAAGGCGUACAGUACGGUGCGCACUCGGCACACGGCUCACCGCUGCCCUGCGGGGACUUCGACCCCUACCAGCCCAAGGACGAAUUCCUAGGGCUGCGUGAGGGCUUCCCACGCGAUGCCGAGCUGCACGCGCUGGGCCCGCACGCGCACGCGCCGCACGCGCAGCACGCUCAGCACGCGCCGCACGCCGCGCACGCUGUGCCCACCUACAAGUGGAUGCAGGUCAAGAGGAACGUACCCAAACCAACUGCUCCAAAGUUGAUGAUUCCACCGGCGGAGUUCACGAGUCAAGGCGUGUUGGGCAGUCCGCAAGACGGCAUGAGGACUCCCACCGGCGGACAGAUGCUGGCCAACCCCCUACUCAGCCUCAACAACACCGGCCGCACCAACUUCACCAACAAACAACUGACAGAACUCGAAAAAGAGUUCCACUUCAAUAAAUACCUCACAAGAGCAAGAAGGAUAGAAAUAGCGUCCGCCUUGCAGCUGAACGAAACCCAAGUCAAGAUAUGGUUUCAGAAUAGACGGAUGAAACAGAAGAAGAGAAUCAAAGAGGGGCUGAUCGUGGCCCCCGAGGCCGGCCCCGCGCCCGCGCAGACCCCCGCACAUAACCCCCUCGGCUCCAGCGAAAACAGCCGAGAAUCCAGUUAAAGUUAAAUUUAAACUUAGUCAUAAAUAAUUUAAAGACUCUUGAUACAAAUAACAAAUAGUGGACUUCCUUCUUUCACUUCCUUUCGAUGGUUUGAAGUGAAAUUAAAUACUGAGGGUCUAUCACGAAUAAGCUACAGUUGCGAGUACGUAUUCGUAACGUCGAUAAGUAUAUUUGUUAGUGUAGUUUACAUCCGGUAGGGGCGCACAAAUUUAAUACUGUCGAUGACGUUACGUACAUUCUCACAAAUUCGUGAUAGGCCUCUGAGUAAGGAAUGCAAACUUCAACACAGAUUUCAAAAUGUGUCAAAGUAAUUUGUAUAUAAUUGAUUGAUAUAAUUAUUUAUAGCUCAAAUAAUGAUAAGUAAUCCAAAUAAUUUGUUUUAUAAGCAAACUGGUAACGAGGUUACUUAAGCGUUACAUUGCAGCUACAAAUUAAGUUACAUUAAAAAGUGUUGCCUCACAUAAGUAAAGAAUUAAUUGGCUUUUAAUGAAAAAUUGAAAGAUUUUUCUUUUUAACGCCGCAUUAAUUCGCCGCGAUACUUAUAAAAAUUAAACGAACGAACAUUCUGACAUGUAAACAUUAUUUUCGCGCCAUUCUCAUAGUUUCAUUAUUUUUCUGGUAAAGAUUAAAAAUAAUCAACAUAUCACAUAUCAAUUUACAACUUUGUAAUGUCAUUCUUAGCAGUUUUUUUCCAUUAUUUUUAAUGCCUAAUGACUAUACUUUAAAGCGAUGAGAUUAUAUAACUAGCUAUACUGUAGGAACUAUAACUACUCGUAUAAUCAAAGCAUGUGAAGCCGUGUGCUGAACGUUACUCGGUGUAGUGUUACAAGGUGUAUCCGUAUUCCUCUUGUUGCUCGCUAGUUUUACUGUAACACUACUUAUUGACGCUGAUGCCAUGUUACAUUAUACCCCGUAACGUCGUCAAACACAGACCUACCUACGUCACUAGACGACUAGACUAGUGCUAUAAUACUUUCGUCUAUAUAAUUUGCUAAUCUAAAAAAAUUCUGUUGUUGGGACAUGUUUAGUUACUAGAUUACUCAGUACUUGACUAAAUUGCUAGAAAGAUAGGCAUUACGGUUUUACUGAUUUUCUUGUAAUUACCUUUAUAAGUUAGGUUCUGUCAACCUUUGACUCUGCCGCAAACUUUAUUUUAUAGUUUGGGUUUCGUUUUGUUUUUUAUUGAAUAAGUUUGCGAUAUUGCUUUUUUUACGUAUUUAAUUUUGUACAAUCUUUUAUUUUGGACCAAAGCUGAUUUUUGUUGUAUUUAUUGUGUGCCCGCGUGUUGUCCAGCAGUGGGCUGGGCGUGGGCACUGGCCACUGUGUACAUAUAGCUGGCGUGGUAAGCGAACGUGUGUACAUUUUUUAUCUUUAGGAAGUUUUACUUAUUCAAUAAAUUAAUUAUCUAUUUUCAA